This is a messenger RNA of Mercenaria mercenaria, 1918 nucleotides long. RefSeq lists its product as uncharacterized. The record is from RefSeq and is a predicted model, not a curated record. Bases 122 to 1228 code for a protein of 368 amino acids. The transcript is spliced from 7 exons. Lineage: Eukaryota; Metazoa; Mollusca; Bivalvia; Venerida; Veneridae.
UCAAAUGCCUUCUCCAAAUGUACCAUUUGCACACUUCUGGAGAAGCAGAUGCAGAACACCAUGAUUCCUGAGAAAAGAGGAGUAAUAAGGCAAAAAAAGAAAAUUACACAACGAAAAACAAAUGAAGGAAAGAGUAUACUAUCAUUCCAAACGUGAACAGAGUCGAGUUGACCCGAAAAAGUUUCUGUCCAUGAAAGUUGAUGGAAUGGACCAGUCCAAAACUAAUUUACCGCAUUUCAAAGGCCGCCUACCAAAGAGCAUAAAUGCAGCUGAUCUUUUGAAAACGCACAUAACUGGAGUGAUAAGCCAUGGCCAUGGAGGUUUUCAUACAUUUACAGACUUUAGCCAAUACCCACAUGACCCUAAUUUGACCAUUAAUGUGAUCUUGAUGAUGCUGGGUAGGACUGCACAACAAAAUGAUGGUGUUCUCCCCCCAGUUCUAUACAUACAAGCAGAUAAUUGUGCGAGGGAGAACAAGAAUCGAUAUGUACUUGCCUUUCUUCAGUUGCUUGUAGAAAAGAAAAUAUUUAACGAGGUGCAUUUGUCAUGUUUACCUGUGGGACACACUCAUGAAGAUAUAGAUGCACGAUUUUCACUAAUAGCAAGGCGGCUAUACCAAAAUGAUGUAGAGACAUUUGAAGAUUUUCUAAGAAUAUUAGACCUGCCUAAAGUUAUUCAUACAAUUUAUGACGUUAAGUCCUGGCUAAUGCCUUGCUUGCCAGAUUACAUUAGUGGCACUUCAGAACCAUUACAUUACAAAUUCGAAAGAAUUGACAAUGUCGUUACCUGUUUUUAUAAGGGGAAUAAAGAUUCUGAAUGGAAAGCAACAGAGCUUGGAUUUUUAGUGGAAAUGCCAAGAUCAAAGCCAAAAAUUAUCAAACCUGAUUUUAACAAGAUUGAAGAAGAAAAGCUUUUUAAACUGAUAGAAAACAAUAAAUCAUUAUUUAAGACAACAAACAUUUUAGAACAUUGGAAAACAUUUAUCAAAGAAUUAAAACGUAAACAAAUAAACGAAAAAUGGAUCCUCCCAGACCUCCCUACACAAACAGACCGAAUGCCACUUCCAGAAGAACCCUUACCAGAUGACCUUGUGCACUUGUUGGAGAAAGAAAACAGAGAGCCACAGGUAAACAUUCGACUUAAGAAAACAAGAAAACGAAAGAAUAUAAACCGUCAGAGGCCAAGGAACAGACAGCAAAAUUCUAAAACUAAAAAAUCUCAUUUUUAAGUGUUUACAGUAACAAGAACAGAUAUAAUUCCUAUAGACAAAGAAACCAAAAGACACAUCUGGUUGAUUAUUUUCAUAGAUCUUUACUUUUAUUUGUGUUCUCGCUUAAUGGCUUUUUGUCUGUAUUUUGUUCAGUUACUAACUAUGUUUUCAAAUCUUUUGUAUAACUUGUUGCUAUUUCUCAGUCUGCUUUGGUUUGAAAUUAUCACCACACAUAUUGGUAACUUAGCAUUUGUCAACUACAGUUGCUGUUUAGAUUUUAGUUCAGCUGACAUGGUGGUUGAUUGCUGUCAUGUGUAAUCAAUUUUUGACCACUAUUGAUGUUGUUGUUUUUAGCUCGACUAUUCGAGGAAUAAGUAGAGCUAUCCUACUCACCACGGCGUCGGAGUCACACCUUGGUUAAGUUUUUCGUACCAGUCCACUUUUUGACAAAGUCUUUUGAGAUAAAGCUUCGAAACUUUCAACACUUGUUUACCAUCACCAUGGCCAGUUGUAGGCAAGAGCACAGAACUCUAUCAAGGAUUUUGGCUGAAUUAUGGCCCCUAUUGACUUAGAAAUCAUGGUUAAGUUUUUUGUACCAGUUCAUAUUUUGGCAAAGUCUUUUGAGAUAAAGCUUUGAAACUUUCAACACUUGUUUAGCAUCACUAUGUCUAGUUAUAGGCAAGAGUACAUAACUCCAUCAAGGAUUUU